This is a messenger RNA of Histoplasma mississippiense, 2151 nucleotides long. RefSeq lists its product with no specific name. NCBI's taxonomy places the organism in Eukaryota, Fungi, Ascomycota, Eurotiomycetes, Onygenales, Ajellomycetaceae. The transcript is spliced from 2 exons. The record is from RefSeq and is a predicted model, not a curated record. The coding region runs from base 1 to 2151 and encodes 716 amino acids.
AUGGCAUCACUCACCAUUCCUGAGGGAGGGCUACUAUGCCUUCAGAACGUAGACACACCUGGGGAACCCUCUACCGAUCCCUGCAGCAAACCCAGCCAGAUCAUGCAGCUGAAUCUGGCUCAAUCCACCCUCGACGAACUCGUCCAGAGCCUGCGUAACGAUCAGAAGGCUUGUAUCCGCCUGGGAAAACACCAAUCGUUGCACUACGGGAACAAGUCCCAGACGUUUUUCUCGUCACCGGAGAACCACCGCUCAGAAAUCUACUCCUACUCCCCUUCCUCCAACGGAAAAGCCUAUUUCACGGGUGUGCUUAGCCAUAAGCUGGAGGUGGAGAAAGCUCGGGAGGCUACUGCCGCUACGGAUGAGGCAUUGGCUACUCUCGAGCAAAGACUGAGUGCUUUUGAGAAAGGGAAGGAAUCAAGGAAAACUCCGCUGAUCACGACCAUUGAUCAGAUGAGAGCUCUCGGCGCGGGGGACAACCGCAGCGCAACCGGGAAAGAAGCCGCUUCGUUGGCCCGCAUGCCAAGAAGCAAGAUCGAUGUUGAGAAAGAGCGUUUUUUUCAGCAGGCCGCCAACAGAUCCAAUCCCACUAGCCCAGCCCUUCUUGGUGCCCGCUCCCCCGCGUUCACUUCCGCAGUCACUCCGAAAUCUGCCUCUGUUCCCCAAAACAAAGAUAAACUUCGCCUCGACGCUCUCCGUGUGCCUCUAACCCAUCUGCUCGCUGUCCGGGCAGUCUCUGUCAGAUUCUUAGCGCAGAAAACCAGAUCGCCCCAGGAGGACUGUUUGGCCCUCGUGCAGAAAUAUGGUAUCGAGAAUAGGCUGGAUCGGGAGAAGGAUGAACGGCAAGAAGCGAUUGAGAACGCCAUAUCAGCAUUUGACCGAAUGCGGAUUUCGCGAACGGAUAAGCUUUGGCAGAUGCUGCUUCCAAAGGCCGAGAGGGGAAAGGGUAAGGUCUUGUCUCGGUUAAACCUACACACCGGACCGAUAGCCAGAUCAGCAACCCCACGCCUUAACAUUCAAUCCCCUGAAGAUGUAUCGAAGGAAGGAUAUGGAACCGGUAACGAAUCAGAACGGACGAACGGUUGUUUUACCCCGAACCAGCAAAAUGUUACUAGUAAAUCUGCGCGACCAGGAGGAAAUGCAACGCAAAAGAAGGAAUCUUCGAUUAAAAAUGGCCAGACGAAACGGGCAAGCACUAAAGCAAGAAAUACCACAUUGACGGGGAGGGUAACGAAGAAGACAGAUAAGAAGAUGGAGAAGAAAUCUUCAGCAAAAUCAGAGUCGAAGUACAAAUCUGCAGAAUUUGUGCAUGAUUCAGAUGAAGAUGCGGAAAUGAUGGAUUUCCCGCCUUUGGGAUCUUCCACGGGCAAAACAAGUGAAACGGCAGAAACACAGAGCCAGCCGAGAGUCGGCACAACGUCUUCGAAGAGCUUCCCAUCCAAGCCCGCUGAAGCGGAAAAGCCAGCCAAAGUGAAGUCUCAGUCCAUGAGAACGCUUUCAUCCGUUACAGCAACUUCUCGUGCCGCCAAUAACAGAUCUCCGCAAAAACCGUCUCCACUUGGCUCAUCCCCCCCUACGAAUGCAACCGAUCUAGAAAACGGAAUACGAUCCUCGAAUACGACGCAGUCAUCCAGCUCCUCCUCCCCUCUCAUGGUCCAACAUUCAAGAGCGAAGGCUUCCUCUACACUCUCUCGAACCCAGACUCCAAGUGCCGUUGAUGGUGGUGGCCAAAAGCCAGCAGCGAAUACCCUGAAACGCAAAGCGGAGACUGAGCGACCCCCCCCCGGCCACAUUGAUCAUGAGCGAAACGGCAUACGAAAUCCAAAGUCCCGGCCCCAACAUCUCCAAACUGCCACAACCAACGGCCGCUCCAUGGAGCCGAAGCGGCGUCGCCUUUCCAGCCCCUCGAGUAGUAGCACGACCGGCAGUACCUCACCUCCUCGGAGCCUGGAGAUACUUCGCCAGCGAUUACGCGAAAAAGCACAGCAAUUCAAGCGGUAUUAUGCCUCCUAUCGACUUCUGCACCAGGAGCUGACCAGCCACCCGGACCCACCACUGGGCGAGAUUCAGAAACUGGAACGACAGCAUGCGCGGUUGCGGAAGAUGAAACAGGACAUCUGGGAAGAGGAUCGGCGGUUAAGGAUGGGGUAA